AUGCCGCCUCCACCCUCAACCACGCGGCCCGUACCGCCAGGUAUGGAUGGGCGCCUCUGGAUGCAAAUGAAAGCUGCAUUCAAUGACGACCCAAAAGCACGUCUGCACGCCUGCGUCCGCAACAACGACAUAUCCACGCUGCGAGAGCUCCUCCCUCUCUGCGGGACUGGUGAGCUUGACCUCAACUACUGUGACCUAGACUUCGGCUCUGCUCUUCAAGUCGCUGUAUUAUGCGAUAACAUGAGGGCGGUAGGCAUCCUCCUUGAUGCCGGCGCAAGCCCUUGGGCUUUCAAUGGUUCUACUGAGCCGCAAACUUCGGCGCUUGACGUGGCGAUUCAAACAGGCAACCGUGACAUGUUCACUCGUAUUUGCGAAAAGAUGGCCUUGGGAAUCGAUGAAAUUUUGCAACUUGUAACGGGCUAG
Metarhizium robertsii ARSEF 23 is the source of this 423-nucleotide messenger RNA. RefSeq lists its product as uncharacterized. The record is from RefSeq and is a predicted model, not a curated record. NCBI's taxonomy places the organism in Eukaryota, Fungi, Ascomycota, Sordariomycetes, Hypocreales, Clavicipitaceae. The transcript has a single exon. Gene Ontology annotation, molecular function: protein binding. Bases 1 to 423 code for a protein of 140 amino acids.